AUGGCUGAUAUCUUUGAUAUCGGAGUAAUCUCAUUCUCUGUUGUGCUCAUCAUUCUUGCCAUCUUUAACUCUCACCGAAGCAGGAGCAGCAGAAUCAAGUGCUUGCAAUUCAUCAGCAACAAGUUAUUGAAAAUCAAAUUCAGUUCAAAAAUAAGAAGAAAUUUAUUACAAAUCAUUGUCUCGAUAGCUUUCAUUCUGUCUGACUUUAUGGCAUCAUAUACUAUCGUCAAUACUGAUAAGGACAUAAUUGGAGUAGGCACAGAGGGACUCUACAUGGCUUGGCUCGCCUUUCUCUACUAUAUCAGUUGGUGCCAUUGCUACUUUCUUCCCGACUUUAGAGAUAUUGGGAAACACAUUGACUUAGAUGACUUGAUAAAUCUGAGAAGUACAUAUCUGGGUUUUCUAAUCUUCACAGCACUAAAUAAUAGUCAUGAAUAUUCCAGAUCACCAAGUCAUUCUUUUCUUCUAGCUUUGUUGUUGUUAUGGUGUUCAAGUGGCUUCAAAGUUUUGGGGAGAUUUGUAUGUGUAUCCAUGGCAAAAAGAGGAGAUACAUUGGUUUCAAAUCACAUGGCCAAUGACCAUGGUGAGAAUUAUAAUAUUGAUACUGAAUAUUCCAUGCAAGGAUAUCGGUAUCCAGUGAUCAUCGGAGCCGGGUUUAAAGCAUUUUUUUUGCUCAACACUGAGAAAACCAUCACCGUCACUGUUGAUAAAAUUUGGCGGUGCCAAGGACAGCUUCUAAGCUCUGGAAAUCAGAAAUCAGCUCUACUCAAGGACAUCUGCCUCUCAUUUGCUUUGUUUAAUCUAUUGCGUCGAAGAUUCAACGGCUUCCCUCUCAUCGAAGCUUCACUUGGAAUGACAAAGGAUUUCGUCCUCCGGGGACUUCUUUCCAGAGAAGAUGAUCUUCAGAGAGCAUUCAGGGUGGUGGAGGUAGAGCUUGGAUUUCUCCAUGAUUUCUUUUACAAAAAGAAUGAUAUCACAUUCUACUUUACCUUCUUAUUAACAUUAAUGGGUUCUAGUGGUGUUCUUGUGGGAAGUUUUUGGCUUUUCUUGGAAACCCUUAAACAUCACCAGUUAUCACUACCUCAGUUUCUUGCGCUUUCCAUUGUUGUACUGGAAAUUUGGCAAAUUUUUAACCAUGUCUCCUCUGAUUGGACAAAGGUGAUUCUCAUAAAAAAGUACGUAGAGAAACCUUCUUGGCAUAAUUCAUGCAUGGCUGAGAAGCUCAUAGGGUUCAUAUGCAACAAGACAAGGCCUAUCUUCAGACCAUUGCAUCUAAUGUUAGGCCAGUACUCACUUCUUCAAUCCUUCAAUUCUAUUUAUACAUAUACUCUUCGGUAUGGUGUUUUCGUAAAUCCUAUACCAGGUGACAUGAUAAUAUUGAGAGAUGAAGUGAAGGUUGCCAUUCUCCUGUCACUGAAAGCUAGUGAUGGAAAACUCAGCAAUGGCGAAUCAUCGCUAUUUCGUAAUGGAGUUGGUUGGAAACUCUCAUGGGUUUACACACUUGAAACAAAUUCAGAAGUUAUAUGGGUGUGGCAUAUAGCCACCUCAAUGUGUGAAAUUGCAUCAGGUCCAGGUUUGAAGUUUCAUUCAUGUCUGAAAUCACAGAGCCUUUCAAGUGGAUCAGAUGCAUACAACCUUGUUGUUGCUGUUAGUUUAUCAAGAUACUGUGCUUAUUUGGCUGUGUUUGCUCCUGAACUUUUACCAGAUGAACAGGCUGUUCCCUGGAGCAUCUUCAGGAAGUUAAGGCUUGAAUCUAGUGAAAAGCUUAGAGAUUGUAAAUCAAUGAAGGAGAAGCUUGACAAGAUGAAGAAGAUGGGUGUGAGUGAAGGAUCAUCAGAGAAUAAUACUUUGCUUAUGACAGGUAUAAAGCUGGGGAAGCAAUUACUGGAAGAGAUUGAGGAUGAAAGUGAGAGGUGGAGAAUUCUUGCAGAUUUAUGGGCAGAGUUGAUGCUUUACUUGGCUCCAUCAGAAGAGCUUGAAGCUCAUGCAGACCAUCUUGCAGAUGGUGGAGAGUUCAUUACUUAUCUCUGGGUCUUGCUCACCCAUGCAGGAGUUUUUAAAAGACCUUAA
Dioscorea cayenensis subsp. rotundata (Guinea yam) is the source of this 2070-nucleotide messenger RNA. RefSeq lists its product as uncharacterized. The record is from RefSeq and is a predicted model, not a curated record. Bases 1 to 2070 code for a protein of 689 amino acids. NCBI's taxonomy places the organism in Eukaryota, Viridiplantae, Streptophyta, Magnoliopsida, Dioscoreales, Dioscoreaceae. The transcript has a single exon.